This is a messenger RNA of Musa acuminata AAA Group (dessert banana), 2060 nucleotides long. Its product is annotated as cell division cycle 20.2, cofactor of APC complex-like. NCBI's taxonomy places the organism in Eukaryota, Viridiplantae, Streptophyta, Magnoliopsida, Zingiberales, Musaceae. Bases 157 to 825 code for a protein of 222 amino acids. Gene Ontology annotation, molecular function: ubiquitin ligase activator activity; protein binding; anaphase-promoting complex binding. The transcript has 2 exons. Gene Ontology annotation, biological process: positive regulation of anaphase-promoting complex-dependent catabolic process; anaphase-promoting complex-dependent catabolic process; positive regulation of ubiquitin protein ligase activity. The record is from RefSeq and is a predicted model, not a curated record. Gene Ontology annotation, cellular component: anaphase-promoting complex.
UCUCGCGCGCUCUGCUCUCGGCUCUCCUUUUGCUCUCUUGGCGAUCUCGUCUUUCUGCGAAGGUCGGAGCUGCUCUCCGACGAAAGGAUAAAGCUUCGACCGAUCGUCGGCUGGGAGCGUGUGGAGUACGACCGCUUCAUCCCGGUCCGAUCGGCGAUGGACAUGGACUUCGCGCGCUGUGCUCUAACCAUGCCUUCCAGACCUCAGCGUGAUGGUUCGAUAGAAUCCCCAUCGAGUGCAGCGUACCAAAAACUUCUUGUUCAAUGUAUUUUGAAGAACAGAUCUCGCAUUUUCGCAUUCAAGAGUGCACCCGAAUCACCGGCCGACAAGGUGUGCCAAUUUGACGAGGACAAUCGACCGCACAAGAAGCAACAGAGACGAAUCCCAAAAGAUCCAGAUAGGGUUUUGGCUGCUUAUGACAUCAUAGAUGAUGAUAGGUUGAAUCUCCUCGACUGGGGAAGCAAUAAUGUGUUGGCGAUUGGCCUCAAUGACACAGUGUACAUAUGGAAUGCUGCGAAUAAGUCUGGUACGAAGUUUUCACGAGCCUUAGAAAACAACAGCCCUGUCACUAGCAUCAGCUGGUCCCCAGACGGCAAAGUUCUCGCUGUCGCAUUUGGCAAUUCAGAUUUAGAUCUGGUUGAUGCAGCAACAGGACGUCUGUUGGUUGGGAUGCAAGGUGACAGCCACUCCUUUGUUUGUUCAAUUCCGAUGGUAGUGUUGUUGAUUAUGACAUUAGAAAAGAUGACCGGGCCAUCUGUCACUGUAAAGGGCAUCGACUUGAAGUUUGUAGUCUUAAAUGGUCCGAGUUGUUUGGGUGGUAUCUAGCAAGCGGAGGGAAGGACAAACUUGUGCACAUAUGGGACGCCCGCAUGGCUGUUGCAAAUCACCAUCCGUGCCAACAUCAAUUGCUUCACAAGAUCAGCAACCACACUUCCACUGUGAGGGCCCUUGAUUGGUGCCCUACCAGGAGCAAUCUUCUGGCUUCUGGUGGAGGACGUAAUGAUCAUUGCAUUAAGUUUUGGAAUGUUGUUAAUGGUGUUUGCUUGAACUCAAUUGAUACCGGCUCUGAAGUUUGUGCGUUGUUGUGGGACAAGAACAAAUCUGAAUCGCUGACUUCCCAUGGGUUUCCAAACAAUCAACUCACCCUAUGGAAUUACACAUCCAUGACGAGAAAAGCUGAGCUUUUUGGUCAUUCAUCUCGUGUUCUUUACUUGACUGGGAGCCCAUUGGGUGGUGUAGUAGCUUCUGCUGCAGAAGAUGAGACACUCAAGUUCUGGAAUGUCUUUGAGACUCCCAAACCACCAAAACCUAAAGCAAACACUAUGCCCUUUGCCCAAUUUAGUGUCAUAAGAUGAAACUGCUGGUGGUUGGAAAAGAUUACGAGUAAUACGGAAAACAUUUUUAGUGCUUGACAAGAAGAUCCAUUGUUGAUAGCAUUGCAUAGAGAAGUUUGUGGCAUCAAAGAGGCAACAUAUUUUCAUACAAGCAUCAUACAUUUAAGAUCUUCAUAUACGAGUGCAAGAGCCUAAGUUAAGUAAGAAAUUACAAUCAUGCUUUAAUUUUUACAGCAUUUUAAUAGGUUUAUUAUAUAACAAACCAAUGUGGUUGCAGCUGCAAGUUUGAUUUUGUAUCCAAUUUUUCUUUCAGCUUUGCAUAUAUCUUGGUAUAACCUUUACCAUAUUGAUGACACAUACAAUCUAUAAGCACUACAUUAUUGUUUCUAUAUUUUAUGUGUUCUAGUUUUAAUAUUUUUAUCAAUGUUACAUUCUUGUUGUAUGUUUUUAGGUGAUUUGUUAAUUCUUCCUUCUUUAAAUUUGAGAAUCUUCAUGUUGACUUCUCAAGCACUAGAUGAAAAUAUGCUGAUGGUUGGAAAAUAUUAUGAGAAUAAUACAGAAGACUUCUCUAGUGCUUGAGAAGAAAAUCCAUUGCUGGUAGCAUUGCAUAAAGAAGUUUGUGGCAUCAAAGAGGCAACAUAUUUUCAUACAAGCAUUAUAUAUUUGUGAUAUUUAGAUAUGAGUGCAAGUGCCUAAGAUGAAAAAUUUAGAACCAUGCUUUAAUUU